AUGCCUAACUCACGAAAGCCUUGGCUCCUCUCACGCGUCUGUGAGACAAUCGAAGGGGCCGGUCUGAUGAUCGGCGUGGUUCCAGCCUCGGUUGUCACAUUGCGCAAGCCACCCACCACAGUGCUCGAGAAAGAGACCUACUCUGCGGAACUCUACAAGCGUCGUCGACGCCUAAAGGAGAUUCGCGCUGGGUUUAAGCGUUUCUUUGCCUUCCUCUUCUCCCAAAUUGGUCUCUCACUCCUUGUCAUCGGUUACACCAUCAUUGGUGGCAUGAUUUUUCGCGCCGUAGAAUUGGAAAAUGAGAAGAUGGUAAAAGUGAAAGGGAAAGAGCUGAGAACUGCUCUGGCUGACCAAUUUUCGGGCGAAAUCAUCCCCAUGAACAGGAAGCGUUCUGAACUUUCAGUACGUGUUAAGAAAAAUCAAAUGAAAAGUAAGAUUCGUCGACCUCGCAUCUUUGGUGGUCGGACAGAAAGUGAAUUUGCUCGUCUAAGGCAGUGGCUUCAUGUAAUCGCGUAUACGUUGCGGCAUAAGACUCGACAAGAGCUUCAUAGCAGUCUCCGAAAGCUAGUAAAAAUGAUGGAUCGCGAGGGCUGGAAUGGUGAGGAUGCAAUGGACGAUCUGAAAUGGAGUUGGGAAGGUUCUAUUCUAUUCGCAGUGACUGUCAUAACCACUAUUGGUUACGGUCAUGCUGUGCCCAAAACAAAUGCUGGGAAGGUUCUCACCAUCAUCUAUGCACUUGUGGGAAUCCCGCUUGUUUUCCUCUAUUUGACCAACAUCGGUGACUACCUGGCAUCUCUCUUCCGAUCUCUUUAUACCAAG
Molecule: messenger RNA, 819 nt
Organism: Hydatigera taeniaeformis
Lineage: Eukaryota; Metazoa; Platyhelminthes; Cestoda; Cyclophyllidea; Taeniidae
Source: the annotation of a GenBank genome assembly